UGCGCCGAACAUCGGCCGAGCUGGAGGCAGGCGCGGACGCAGCGGAAGCGGCGGCGGGGGCGGCGCAGGCGGAGGCGGCGAUGCCGCGCUUCUGGAGGCGGCGGCCGGUGCUGGCGCUCGCAGGGCUGGUGGUGGUGGUGGUGUGGGUGUUGCUGGUGUACACGACGGUGUACAGCCCGGAGCUGGAUUGGCUGCGGCGAAGCCGCGACGCCGCGCUGUACGUGAGGCCCGGGGAGCAGACGGCGCUGCUGCUGCCGCGGAGUGAGCUGUGCCACGUGUCGGGCACGUGGCAGCAGGGUCCGGUGCUGCUGAUGGCCGUGCCGUCCGCCAUCGGGCGCCGCCAGAGGCGGGACGCCGUGCGGCAGACUUGGGGCCGGCGGGAGCCCUCGGCUACCAGGCUGCUCUUCGUUGUCGGCCACCGGGGACAGGGUGUGCCGCCAGAGAUCACCGAGGAGGCGGCGUUGCAUGGCGACAUUCUUGUCGAGGAUUUCUUGGACACCUACCACAACUUGACGCUCAAGACGCUCUUCAUCCUCAAGUGGGCAGUAUCUCACUGUCCGAAGGCAACGUACUUGCUCAAGGUGGAUGACGACGUGCUGGUGAACGUGCACGGCGUGCUGCGGCUGCUGUCGGAGGCGGCGUCGCGCGGCUGGGGGCUGGUGGGCAACGUGUUCCACGGCCGGCCGCACCGCUGGCGGCUGCCGCACCCGCAGUGGUACCUGCCGCGCUGGCUGCACCCCGACGCGGCUCUGCCCGACUACCUGACGGGCCCCAGCUACGCCGUCGCCGGCUGGGCGCUCGCUCCGCUGCUGCGCGCCGCCCUCCGGACGCCGCUGCUGCCUCUCGAAGACGUCUUCGUGACGGGCGUGGCCGCGCGCGCCGCCGGAUUGGCCCAAUACCACGUGCCCACCAUCGCCGUGGACCGCCCGCUGCUGGCCGAGCGCCUCCUGUGCCAUGUGCGCCGCUACCUCACCAUGCACAAGGUCGGCCCCGAGCGCAUGCUCUACUUCUGGCGCCAGAUGACGAGUCCCCAGCAGGGCACCUUCUGGCACCGCUAUGGGCUGGACGCCUGUCAGGCCGAGUACGGCUGGUGACGAUCACCGUCCUGGCACUCCGUCGAACCGUGUCCUCUUAUCUUCACCCUGUAUGAGAACUGGUCGAUUCAGACUCUCCACAGCGUUUGGCAUGGUUUGGGGGCUGAACUGAUACAGUGAGACUUCAAACAUUUCCAUACACAUGCCCUGUGCCUACGACAGUUGGUCGAUCCAGACACCUACAGAUCUUUGGCAUAUAUGAAAACUGGUCGAUCCAGACUUUUCAUGGUCUGUGCCACAGUUGUUGGACUGAGCUGACACAGCAAAACGUAACCACUUCAACUACCAAUAUACCACCAGAGGUCUGACCUGUAACUACGACAGCUGGUCGGUCCAGACACUCCUCCAGUCAAAGACAGUGAAUUGGGGCAUGGUUCCUGGACUGAAUUGAUACAUGUAGAGCUAACCACAUCAACGACCAACAGACCUCUUGUUGCAGCAAUUGAAAAUUGUCCUGAAGCACACCCUGUAUUAUGUGAACUGGUUGAUCCAGACUUACCACAAGUGGGAGUUAGUGAUAAGUAGCAUAGCUGCUGGACUGCACUGAUACAGUGAGACUGAACCACUUCAGACACCAAUACACCACCAGAGGACUGCCUUCUACCUACCAGAAUUGAUCGAUUCAGACUUUCAAUGAAUAAAGGCAGUCAAAUGUAGCACAGCUGAUGGAGUGUAAUGACUCAGCAAAGCGUCAACAGACCACAUGUUGCAACAAUCGAAACAUCUCCAGAGGCAUGCCCUGUAUUACGAGAGCUGGUGACCUGGUUGUUGGACUACAGUGAUACAGCCAGAUUUAAUCCUGUCAACUACGAGCACACCAUUCGAUGCAGAAAAGAAAAACUUACAGCAGUUUGCACUGUACCGAUGAGAAUUGGCCGAUCGAGACUUCCCUUGAGUCAAAGCCAGAGAAAUAUGGCAUGAUUGCUUGGCAGUUACAACAAAAUGACACCUAACUACUGACACACCACUUGAUGUAGGAAACGAAAUUUGGUCAGAGGUGUGACCUGUGUGCAGGAGACUAUGUGAUGCGGGUUUUCAGAUCUCUUAACAUAGGUCAACGGUUUUCAAACAUGGCAUAGUUAUUGGAGUGCACUGACACAGCAAGGCCUAACCAUUUCAUCUGGUAAAAAACCACUUGCUGCAGCAAUGGUAACUUGCUCAGAGCUAUGUGCUUUAUUGUGAGAAUUGGUUGAGAUAGACUUUCCACAAGUGGAAGUAAGGAGAUACGACUUGGUUGUCGGACUGCGUUUACAAAACGAGACUUAACCAUUUCAACCACCAAUACACCACAUAACGCAGAAAAAAAUUGUCCAGAGGUCUGCCCGUUACCUAGGAGAGUUGGUCGAUCCAGACUUUCCAUGAGUCAAAGGCAGUAAAUAGGGCAUGGCUUAGAUCCGUCUAGUAACAAUUUUUUUUUAGAAUAUCGUUUCACCUUUGUUAUUUGUAGGGCAUGUUCAUUGGCGUGGAGUUAUACGCAUUUAUGUUUAAACUAUUUUGGUUUACAGUUUGAACAUUAUAUAUUGAAGUUAUGGAAAGUUUAGGCAAUUUCUACUUACCGAUGGUGUAGCGAUAGUAUAAACAGCUACUUAUAAAUUUCGUAGAUGUUGGUCAACAUAUGUUUUUUUCCUGUUUUACAGCUGUUCUUCUUCUGAUUUUUGACACACGAAAUUUCGCUUUCUUAGCAGUAGGAAAUGAAACUGUGUUCACUUAAUGUUAUUUUUGGAUGAUGGUGCCAAAGUUGACCAUCAUUAUCAACUGUUGAAUGUGUGUUUGUGACACGUGUGUGUGUGGGAUAGAUCACUGAUAUCACAAGCGCACAUCCUUUCUUCCAGGAGUGUUAGUCCCACAACUUUUGCAAAAGAAUUUCUGUGAAGUUCGGAAGGUAGGAGAUGAGGUACUGGCGAAAGUAAAAGUGUUAUUUAGUUACUUGGUUGAUUACAUGUUCUUUAGAACAUCUGAACGUUUCUUUUACCGAAAAAAUGAUGUGGAACGAGCCACUUUACGAGAUGUAUCUACAUGAUCAGUGAUAAACGUGUACUCAUGCAACUACACCACAAAACAGGUUUUUUUACGGGCAACAAAUUUUUAAAUAUAAACUCGUUCAUGUAACAGGAGUUGUUGUUCAGGAGAAACGAUUUAGCGGCAGGUCGUGAGGCGUGCUUGGAUGGCUGACUUUGUAGAGCAUUUAUAAGCGCAAGUCUAAGGUCUGGCACAGUUUUAAUCUACCAAGAAGCUUCAUGUCAUCGCACACUCCGCCACAGAGUGAAAAUUCAUUUCGGACUCUUUCAUCAGUUGGUAAUAACAUCCAACAGCUGACAACACCAUCCAAAAUGAGGACAGAUGACAGGUAACACAAGGAAGUAUUCAAUAGUUGGUAAUAAGAUUCAACAGUUGGGAAAACCACCCAAAAUUUAACAUCACGAAAACAAAUUCUCAUUUCCUAGUGCAGCGAAAAUUAAAUUUCAUACGGCAAGAAGCAGAAGUAGCGUAACUGUAAAAGAGAGAAAAGAGGACAUAGUGUCCAGUAUCUACGAAAUUUGUAAGUAGUGAUUUAUACUAUCACCAUUUCACACGUGAACAGAAACUUUUUAUAACUUCAAUAUAUGAUGUUCAAAAUGUAAAGCAAAAUAGUUUAAAUAUAAAUGUGUAUACAUCCUAGGUCAUUGAAGAUGCCUUGCAAAUAACAAAGUUGACUCGCGUAUGGCGAGAAAAAGUUUGUUUUCUUUCAGAUGUGAUUGGACGACGACUAAAGUAAUAAUCAACAACAUUUCUGCCACAUGCAUGUUACUGAGGACGACAGGACAACAAAUCAGUUAAUGAUGUGUCACGAUUGUGGGACAGCACUGACACAGCGAGUUCCAACUACUUUAACCACCAACACACCACUGGACGCAAAAAAAGAUUUUCCGUAAGUGUGCCCUGCAUGUAUGGGACAGGCGGUUCCAGAUUUUUAGAUUGUCGGCUGACACAUGUCAAAGGUUUUCGUUUGUGACGUGUUUGUUAUACUGUACUGACAGAGCGAGGCCUAACCACUUCAAACACCAAUAGAAACUUGUCCAAAGGUCUGCCCAGUAGCUAUGAGAAUUGCACGUUCCAGACUUUCCGUCAGUCAAAGCCAGUGAAUCGUGGCAUGGUACUUGGACUAAAUUAACACAGCGAGCGUUAACAGUCUCGAUAUAUCAAUAUACCACUACAUGCAGAAAAGAAAUUUUGUUCACAUGUCUGCCCUGUGUCUAAGAGAACCAGUCGAUUGAGACUUUCGGAGCCGGUUUUUCGUGAGUCAACGGCAAUGAAACGUGACUUGGUUGUCAGAUCAGCGACAGAUAUCCAAUUCAUCCACUUAUACACCACUUGCUGUAGCAAAGAGAUCUUUGCUGCACCAACGAAAGCCGCUCAAUCCAAACUUUUCACCAAUCAAGGACACAGAAACGUGGUGCAGCUGUUUGUCUGCCCCGAUACAUCUGGUGGUGACUACAGCGUCCUCCAAUGUAUCACAUGAUUCAGCAGUGCUCUGUCAGUCCAAACUGUCAGACAGCCGCUUACCAUGAAUGGAAGGCAUUGAAAUGUGGAUUGGUUGCUGGGCGGCGUUGGCAGGGAGAGAUCUAACAUUUUAUUCCGCCAGUACACCACUUGAUGUAGGAAAGUGGACUUCUCCAGAUAUCCGUCCUGUGUGUAUGAGAACUUGUCAGCCGCUUUCCACGAGCAGAAGACAGUGAAAUGUAUACAUAGUUGAUGAACUAAAAUGCCAAUUAGAAAGUUAACCACUUGAUCCACCAAUACAAUAACUGAUGCAACAAUGGAAUUGGUCUCAGUACAUGUGAGAUCUGGUCGACUGUGGCUUUCAGAACAUUUCCCUCCAAGAGUCGAAGGUAGCGAAAUGUGUCACGGUUCUGGGACUACACUGAAACAGGGAGAGCUAACCCCCCCCCUUUCACCUGAUAAUACACCGCUUUAUGCAACAAUGGAAUCUUGUGCAGAAGCCUGCAUUGUACCUAUGAGAACUGGAGAAUCCAAACUUUCUUAGGGUUGUGCUCCCACAAGUGAAGUUAUGCACAUGUGGUACAGUUGAUGGUCGAAGUUGUCUCAACGAGAGCUGAUCACAUCGUCCGCCAAUACAUCAUUCGACUCAUCAACGGAAACCUGUGGAGAUGUCUGCCCUCCGCCUGUGAGCAUUGCUCCGUAAAGACUCGGAGAUGUUUGCUUCUGCACAAAACCAAAUGUUAAAAUUGAGAGCUGCAGACUAGUAAGAAAUUUGUGGAUGUAAUUAAAUUAUACAGUUCUGGCCUCCUGCUUGAAGUGGCUUGAACAAAAUCUUUAAUAAAUGUUUCAUAGCUGUAUUUGGCUUUGAUAUUACGAGGACACUAACAAUGUUGUGUAGAAAUUCCGAUAAUUAUUUGUCUAAGCGCAAGAAGCCAGCGAUUGAGUUGCUGUCCAUUUUAAGAAACUAUCUUCUUCUCAUUCACGAAAUAGUAUCACUUGAGUUGAAGACAAACCACAGCCUGAAACAUCUAGAGGGCUAUGGUGGUUGUCCAACGAGAUUGCCAGAACAGUACACAAACGGUGUUCACUUUUAUUAUUUCUUUGACAGAGGUGCGGCUAAGCCAGCGUCAAAGAGUGUAAGAAAAAAAAUACAGGUUCUUCUAUCACUGGCCGUGUCUUUUGACCGUUGACACUACCUCAUGAAGAUAGAAUGGUUCUCGAUGUAAAUAUCGUGAGACUUGAUAAGUAAUUACGACCGAUUUCGCGAGAGCCAAAUGUACGAAAGAUUUGCUCACAAAGUAUAAAGUCUCAAGCAAGUUAGCUUCAGAGCGAACAAUACUAUCUCUGAUUCUGUUCUGCUCUUUAGAACGACAGUAACGACUACGAUGAAGGCUAAAGCAGAGAAAUUGUUAGGCAUUAAAUGAGUCGUAUCUUAAGCAUGUGACUUUUUAUGUUGAAUUUUACAUGCAGUCACCCAGUGUGACGAUAUAGCUCUCUUAUCGACAUCGGCGGUGUUUUUUGCCGUAAAUUUUGUUCUUAUCAGGAAACAAAUUUGUUUCUACGCAUAAUAAUGGCUGUGAUUAAAAUGUAAUUUUCUACAAAUAUUAUGUAAGAAUUUAAAUAAAGUAACAAACAAAGUGAG
This is a messenger RNA of Schistocerca gregaria, 6216 nucleotides long. Its product is annotated as beta-1,3-galactosyltransferase 4-like. The coding region runs from base 81 to 1094 and encodes 337 amino acids. NCBI's taxonomy places the organism in Eukaryota, Metazoa, Arthropoda, Insecta, Orthoptera, Acrididae. The record is from RefSeq and is a predicted model, not a curated record. The transcript is spliced from 4 exons. Gene Ontology annotation, molecular function: hexosyltransferase activity. Gene Ontology annotation, cellular component: membrane.